Molecule: messenger RNA, 1736 nt
Organism: Daldinia loculata
Lineage: Eukaryota; Fungi; Ascomycota; Sordariomycetes; Xylariales; Hypoxylaceae
Exons: 3
Coding region: 297-1736 (479 amino acids)
Source: RefSeq, a predicted model, not a curated record
UGACGCGGGUAAACCAGCUGCAUUUACCAUUGCACUGUAGAAGGUAACCAUCUACGUACCUCUGUCAACCACAUAGGUAAGUACCUUACAGACUGUAUCAUUCCUCAAAUCUUUUUCUCACACUUUCCAAGGCAUCAUCAUUUCUAUAUAACCAACCUUAUUCCAAGACCAAAUUCACCUUUCCGUGUCUGACUUCUUUUCCUUAUCCGCAACUAACCUCUUAGUUUUCACAGCCAACAAAAAGCAAUUGACACCAUCGCCAUACAUUACCUCUUUAUCAGCACCUUUAUUUCAUCAUGACCGGUAAAUUUUGGUCUCCUGCAGAGGAGAAGUACUUCUGGAAGACUGUCGUCGCCCACUCUGUUAAGCGUGCCCCUGCCGACCUUUCUAACGACGAAAAAACGUGGGAAGAGCUUGCAGUCGACAUGCAAAGGGAAAUGGAGCGCCAGGGCACCGCUCGCCGAUGGUACACUGGCUCUGUGUUGUUUGAGCACUAUUUCCAGAAUGUCGAGGGAGACAGAAGAUCUCCAAAUGCUACGCCGUAUGUCGUCGAGUACAUGAAAAAGCUUGGGCCGUUCCGUCGCAUCAUCAAUCCUCGUUCGGGCCCUCGUGGUGGCCGUCCUCGCCGCAGGGAGGUGACUAUGGCUGAGCCCCAGGGAGUCCAGGCUCCGCCUCCGAGUCCAGACGGCUUCACAAUUACCCCCCUAGAGGAAGAUGAUGUCUUCUCGCCAGAGUAUGCAGCACGUCAAGCUCGGCAGUCUCGUCAGUCUCAUCAGCCUAGCCAGUCCAGCCGGUCCAGCCAGUCUAGCCAGUCUCAAGAAUCUCGGUAUCCUAGUCGCCGUCUAAAACGUCGGCGCCUGCAGCAACUUGCCCCGGCUCCUCACCCCCGACCAGUCCAAGAGCCUUCAUUUGACACUACUUCCCACAAUCCUCAUCAAAUCACUUGGGGUUCCCAAAUGGACGGGCAAUCUGUUACAGAAGAAUCUGUACCUGGAUCAUCCUUAUCACGGUUUGAUACCCUUCUCGCGGCUGCCCAAUUGAUGGAUGCGGCAGACUACUCGACUGGGGAAAACCCGGUGCGAGACCACUUUACAAUACAAUCAUCCUAUCCCUCACCGUCGUUCCAGCCCCAGAAUAUCUCUGGCUAUGGAAUGGGGAUUCAGACUGCCGAUAAUACGUCGUCUUCCGAAUUCGCUUAUAGCGGUAUUGCUAUCCAGGACCUUAGCCAGAAUACCUCCGGCAUCACUCCAGUUUUCCAGACACACUGUACAUUAGCACAUCGUACCGGAGAACCCUCUAUUUCGCGUUUAUCAUCUAGCUCAUCCCUAUCUACUCUGUGCGGUCCUUCCGUUAACGAACAUAUACCAACCGGUGAAACAACUGAAGAGGAACUAUCUACUGAAGACGAAGGAGAGAACAAAGAAAAUGAGGGUGGCAGAGGUGAUGAGGACAUUCAAGUGCCGGGCUUCAGGUUGAUACGAAGCAACCCAGUUCAGCAAGACUUCAUCAUCUAUGAAGACGGUCAGAUUGUCCAGGGCUUGCAACUCCAUAGGGUUCACCAGGUAUAUGGGAACUUUGACACCUAUGAUGCUAACAAAGAGAACGAAGGUGUUCAAGGAGCAUAUGAUGCGAGUAGCUUUGGUCUAGCGGGCGGUGUUGGUGGUGCACCGAGUAGUAUCUUCGACACUACUGAGGGACUACAUCCCGGAAUUAUCCCUUCUCUUGCCAGCUGGUAA